GAUAGGGAGAAAGAACUUUUAGAGGGUAGACCAUGGUUGGCUAAGGAAUGCUGGGAGAUGAAGUCGAGUAGCACUAUCCUAGAGCACAUGACAACACCGUACCUCCAGAUUCCGAUUUAAUUUUCCCUGCCCGUGUGUUCCUUUUGAGAAGUAUAUCCGAAUCCUGCCAUUUGGUGGACAAUGUUACGAAGAAGGACCGUUCUACCCAACAACUCCCGGUUACGUUGUUCAAGUAGGCAUCGCAAAGAUCCCAGCUCUAGUUCUGAAACCCGAUUGGCCGGCAAUCAUUGGAAUAAUCAUCGCCCUCGUCUUCCUCAUCCUCAUCUAUCUCGUGCUGAUUAUUCUUUGCCAAGCUUUCGGAUGGGCCAACAAAGGAAGUUCCACUCCUCGAUUCCGAAAAUUGCAGUUGAAAUAUAAUCUGGAUAAAUAUUCAUCCAGAGAAUCCAAAAUUGUGGUCAUCCGGAAAUAUCAAUCUGGCACGCAAGCAAGGGGGUGUUUGGAGAAAAAUCCCAGCCAUAUGGAAAGAAGAGAAGACCAGUGCAAACUGUGGGACUCUGAAGACUACCUAGAUCUUGACUCCUUCAACACCAAUGUGUUUUUCGAAAUUCUGCUUACCCAAUCUCUGGCUGUGACAACCAAACUAAGUCAAUUUAAAGAAGAGCUGAAAUCCAUAUACUUCAAACUCCUGGAGGAAUUGGCCUCCCUCCGAGAUCUUUGGGUAGCCAAAAUGUGCGUUCCUGAUGGAGGGAAACCUUGCAGUGAGGCUCUAAGGGAAGCUUACAUGAAAGUCAAAGAAGAGGCAGAGGAGGAAAUUAGGUGCAGAAAGCACCGGGCAGCAGAAUACGAAGAGAGUUUGAACAGAGAGAUCAACCUCUUGACUCAGCAUCUGAAGCAUGAGGAGGAACACUGGGUGGCCUUUAAUUCUGCUCUCCGGGACGUUGUGAGGCAGGUGGAGAUGUUGGAUGAGGUGCUCUCUGGAGAAGAGCUUGGUUCAAAUUCUAAACCGGAGCAUCGGAGGUUGUUAAGCCUCAUAGAAGCUGCGAUCGAGAAGCUCACCAGCAUGGUGGCCAAGGAGAACCAUCGGCUCACGCAGUGGGGUCUUCUUGGAGAAGGAACAGGAGCAGGCCUUCUGAACAAAGAGAAGACCAAAGUGCUCCCCAAGGACGAGCUUGUUGAACCAAGUGGAUCCUUAAAGACAGAAGAGGUUCUGCAUCAGGAUCUUGCCACGAGUCUGUUAAUGCCCAACAGAGAUGCCACCAUGAUUGUAGCCAAUCGAUCCAUGAAAUCUGCAUCUCCAGAUCACUUCCUGCAUCCUGGGACAGGGAAACUGCUCCCAAUAGCUGGGAAUGUUGGCUUUGAUCCUAUCAAAUCCAAGUUGAUCCCCAUGGUUGAUUUAGUAUCUGGAGAAAUUCAACAUCAUUUGGACCUCCCAAUCUUCUCCUUUGUUCCAUAUCCUAUUUGUCCUGAAACUGGCCUUCCAGGAAGAAUGAAUUUACCUGUUCUGCAACUUGAGAAAGUAUUUAAGUUUGGAGGCCUGAUGCAAGAUCCAAUUACUGGAAUGGAAGUGCCAAUCCUGGCCAUCACUGCUCAUCCCCAAACUGGCCAAUGGUUGACCUUGGGUGGGACAUACCUGAAUCCUCUCACAGGGAUGGUGACCCCCCUCGAAAUCGGAGGGCCCAUGAAAGCACAAGAAAGUGGAAAAACCGUUCCUAUCCUUGGUGUCAGUUUGGACAAUAAUACAGGACUCGUUCUUCCACUAGGAGGACUACAAGGUCCUUCUGGAGAUCUUCUGCUUCCUGGAGACCCCUUUGUGGAGCCCUUGAGUGGCAAGAUGGCUCGCAUGCAGGGCCUCUCCCUUCAGCAGGACAAAGUAGUGCCUCAUGCAGGGGGCUACCAGGUAAUGUUGGAAGCCAACGUUCUCAUCGCCCAGACUCUCGUGGUGAAAGCUCUGCAGAAAUAUAAAGUCUCCAUUGGCAAGGAUCUAAGCUCAACGGGCACUUUGCCAAAAAGUCUCGAGGGGCCAGAAGAAGCCAUGAAAACGGCACUGGCCCACCAUCUUGAUUAUUUGAUGUACCAGCUACAGAACCUGGAGAAGCAACGAGAUGGUGCUUCCAGGGUCAAGAGAACAGGUGGAAAGCUGGGAAUGAUCCAGUAUCUCAACACAGAAUUUUGGAUCUCUGCUGUGUUUGGGAUGAAAAUUCCAGACCCUGGAAGUUCGGAAUUGAUGGUUCCAGUCCUUGGUGUGGAAUGUGAUUGGAAAACGGGUCAGCCGAUACCAUUAGCUGGGGUGACAGAAGAUGCUGACGGGAAAGGCCUGGUUCCCAUCACAAUAGGCUUCAGAGCCAUCGAUCCCAUCACAGGGGAGAUGGGACCGGUGAUUGGAGCUCAGAUCAACCCUUGGACUAAGGCUGUCCUUCCUGUAGUCCAAUCCCAAGGAUGCUUGCCGAGAGAAAACGUAGACCCUGAUUUGUUGGCCGCCCUGGUCAAGGAGCUGAUGGCCAGACGGGCAUAUUGGCAUUCCCAACGCGAGAAAGAACAGGAGAUAUUUAAGGAGGUGGAUCACCUGUCUCGGGAUAUCCUCGAUGCUGCCAAGGAAGGGAAAAUUGGAAAGUUCUGGUUUAGAGAGAAAUUAAAAGCUGCUGACAAAAUUUGCCACCUCCUGGAAUCGUCAUCAGUCCAAGAAGGUCAAAGGCAGGUCGGCCGAGACCUGACAGUUUUGGGGAACCCUGAACGAUCUUUAUGGUUGAGAGUCGACAAGGACGAAAAAGAGCAGGAGGCCAAAGUCCAGCUUUUGCUCAGGAAAACUUUGGAAAAAUUGGCGCACUUCCUUCGGAAAACACAGCUGGACGAUCAUCGGAUCGAGAUGCAGCUGAAGGAAGCCGAGCGACAUUGGAACAGGAACUCCCGCACCCGGGAAGCCAUCAGAGAGAAAUUCAGAAAGCAGGAGAUGGUCCAUAAGGAAAGUUCAAAGAAGACCAUAUUUUGCAGAAUCAUAACUGUUAAGUCCGGACACGAAAAGAGAGGCAGGACAAUCAUAGUAAAGUAA
Messenger RNA from Pantherophis guttatus, 3046 nucleotides. Lineage: Eukaryota; Metazoa; Chordata; Lepidosauria; Squamata; Colubridae. The record is from RefSeq and is a predicted model, not a curated record.